UGUCAAAAAAUAUAGAAAAAUAAAUGUUAAGCGUAAUAUGCCAAAUAAAAUUUUAAUAAUUGAUAGUUUCAAUAUAAUUUGUGCUAAGUGAUUUUAUUUCUUAUGUAUUAACGAAAACGCAUAAAAUAUUUUGCCGGUGUUAAAUAGAUAUAGGUUAUGUGUGUGUAAACUAAAACAAUAUAAUUAACAAAUAAUUCCAUAGAAAAGUGAAGUAUAAAUAUCAAUAUGAGUACAAGUGCAGCUAAUAUGAUUCUCGGGGGUGAUGAAAUUGGGGCAUUGGUUUUUGACCCUGGCCACCAUUCUAUCAGAAUAGGAUAUGCCCAGGAAGAUACACCAAAGGGUGAAUUGCCUUCAUAUAUAGGAGUUGGUCCUGGCGAAAUAGACUAUGAUGCAGAUGUUAAAAUGGAUAAUUCAGUAACAAAACCAACAAAAAACAAAUUUUACAUAGGAACAAAUUAUUUAAAUGUUCCAAGGCCCAAUACAGAAGUUCAUUCCUUUAUGAAAGAUGGGAUGAUAGAAAAUUGGGAUCUCUUUGAAAAAGUUCUGGACUAUUCUUAUGAGAAAUUAAUACAAUCAUCAUCUGAAUUACAUCCAGUAUUGUUUUCUGAAUCAGCUUGGAAUGUUCGCAACAAACGAGAACAACUAACAGAGUUGAUGUUUGAGAAAUAUAAUGUACCAGCUUAUUUUUUGGUCAAAAAUGCAGUUCUAGCUGCUUUUAGCAAUGGUAGAUCAACUGCAUUAGUUAUUGAUAGUGGUGCAUCACAUACCAGUGCCAUUCCUGUACAGGAUGGGUAUGUAAUCCAGCAAGCCGUAGUAAAAAGUCCUUUAGGUGGGGAUUAUUUAGGCCUUCAAUGCAGGCAAUAUUUAGAAAGCCAAGGAAUUGAUCUGACACCUAUAUACAAAGUUCAAUCAAAAGAACAAGUUAAAGACAAAGAGAAACCUAAAUUCACAUUGAAAAAUCUUCCAGAAAAAAUUACAAGUUCAUGGCACAAUUAUAUGCUUAAACAAUUGCUCCAGGACUUUCAAAUGACUAUUGUGCAAAUAGGGGAUUCAUCAUAUGAUGAAAGAACAGCUGCAGCGGUUCCAGCUGUUCAUUAUGAGUUUCCUACAGGUUGCCAUCAAGAUUUUGGUCCGGAACGAUUCAGAUUAGGUGAGACAUUAUUCGAUCAUGCCAUGCUUGGAGCUGGCCAAAUAGCAGCCACUAGUGUAGGAAUGUGCGAUAUUGAUGCCCGUCCUUCAUUAUAUAAUGCUGUGGUUGUCACCGGAGGAAAUUCGUUAGUUCAAGGAUUUCCAGAGAGACUCAAUAAAGAUCUUAUGCAAAGAACUCAGUCUUCUAUGAGAGUAAAAAUGAUAUCUGCAAACGGUAGUGCUGAGAGAAGGUUUGGGGCUUGGAUAGGUGGUUCAAUUUUAGCUAGUAUAGGAACAUUCCAACAAAUGUGGAUAUCGACACAAGAGUACCAAGAAGGAGGAAAGAAUCAAGUAGAGAGAAAGUGUCCAUAGAAU
Molecule: messenger RNA, 1503 nt
Organism: Ctenocephalides felis (cat flea)
Lineage: Eukaryota; Metazoa; Arthropoda; Insecta; Siphonaptera; Pulicidae
Gene: Bap55
Product: actin-like protein 6B
Exons: 5
Coding region: 226-1500 (424 amino acids)
Biological process (GO): regulation of transcription by RNA polymerase II; nervous system development
Cellular component (GO): SWI/SNF complex; NuA4 histone acetyltransferase complex
Molecular function (GO): chromatin binding
Source: RefSeq, a predicted model, not a curated record